UAGACCUGCAAAAGUAAUAAAUACUGUGCUCUAUCUAAAUGUUAAAUAACUAUAAUUUACUGCUAAUAGAAAACUAGUACUCAAAUUCUUAAUAUCCAAAUUUUGAACAUAUCUCUGAAAAGUAAUAAUGAGUGAACACAGCAUAGAAAAGCUACAAGAAGUGUUGAGUGGGUGCAUUAAAAAAAGUCAAAUAAUUUCAGACAAGAAAAUCACUAAUUUGACUGCUCCAGGAGAAAACUUUGGUAGUAUAAUGUUAAAACUGGACAUAACCCUGAAGGACGAAAAAGAUGGUACGGAAGAGGAACUACAUGCUGUGGCUAAAAUGAUUCCUGCAAAGGAGUUUACAAGAAUGGUGUUCAACAUCCAAGUGACUUUCAAGAACGAAAUUGCUUUGUAUAACGUCAUCGCACCCAUACUUCGAGAUUUCCAAAGGGAAAACGGCAUAAAUCAAGUAAUCGACUGUUUCCCGGAAUUUUACGGAGCUAGGAUAAACCUAAGCGAAGAAAAUGACACUGUAGAUGAGGAUGCCGUUCUUAUACUGGAAAAUCUGAACUUUCAAGGAUAUCAAGUCGUAGACCGCUACGUAGGAUUCGACCUAGAGACCGCCCAGUUAAUACUCAAAGACUUGGCAGCUUUCCACGCCAUACCACUGGCUCUGAAACUGAGGAAACCAGAAGUGUUCGAAAGCAAAAUCAGGCCGUAUCUGGAUCCAUUCGAACAACCUCCUUCGCCUCAUGAUGAACAAUUAAUCUCAACAUUAAUUGAAAUCUUUCAGGAGUCAAACAAAUGUAUACCUUGGAUGCCAAAAGUGAAAGAGAAUUUUAAAAUCAAUGAAACACUGCAAAAUGCAGCACGAAGAGAACCGUUUUCAACCAUAACCCAUGGGGAUAUGUGGGUAAAUAAUAUCAUGAUAAAAUUUCAGAACCGACUUCCAGUUGGUCACAAAUUAGUUGAUUUUCAAGGUUGCGGCUACAAAACUCCAGCCAUAGACGUAUUCUUCUUUCUCUUCACAAGCGUUCAACUGUCGGUGCUUCAAGACAAUUUCGACGGUUUGAUUGAAUUUUACCACAAACAUUUUAUUUCCCAUUUGGAGAAGUUGAAAUGCGACACUGCUCCAUAUAGUUUACCUAAGUUUUUAGAAGAAAUGAAAGCAGCGACGUCAUUCCACUUAUUACACACUAUUUUCAUGUUACUGUUUGUAGUAUUUGGGAAAAAGGGGGGUUCUUUGGAAGAUUUCGAUCCGGAGGUUCUGCUUAAAAACGAAAAAGUUAAGGCAAACAUAAUCCCAGCUGCGAAAGAAAAAGCAUGGUAUCUAAUUCAUACAUGUGGCACAAGAGGAUGGCUAGAAUAACAUUAUUACUUUUAAAAAUUGGUAUUAUUCAACAUUUUUGGAGCGUUUAUUAGGUAUAUUUCUCGAAGAGACAAAAAAUAGUUAGGCAGUACAAUUUACGAAAAAAAUGGAAACCACUUUAUACGGUCGAUAGCAGCACGGUUUAAGGCGUCAGUACUUAAAUCGAUGUGUCGAUCUGCCCGGGUUUCGAAUCCCACGGCCGGUAGACCGUA
Anoplophora glabripennis (Asian longhorned beetle) is the source of this 1563-nucleotide messenger RNA. RefSeq lists its product as uncharacterized. Lineage: Eukaryota; Metazoa; Arthropoda; Insecta; Coleoptera; Cerambycidae. The record is from RefSeq and is a predicted model, not a curated record. The transcript has 2 exons. Bases 128 to 1351 code for a protein of 407 amino acids.